Molecule: messenger RNA, 1230 nt
Organism: Purpureocillium lilacinum
Lineage: Eukaryota; Fungi; Ascomycota; Sordariomycetes; Hypocreales; Ophiocordycipitaceae
Source: RefSeq, a predicted model, not a curated record
AUGUGGUCUCUGAAGUUGCUCACGCUCGCCGCCACGGCCGCCAUCUGCGCGCUCCCCAGCGCUGCGGCUUCAUCAUCACACACAUCAUCGUGUAAGACAGACCACGACUGCAGCCUCAACGGCAUCUGCCAGCGCAGCGGCACCUGCCACUGCGAUGCAGGCUGGCUGGGCGCCGACUGCGGCGUGCUCGACGCCCGCCCCGCGAAGCGCUCCGCCGGCUACAACCUCACGUCGCAGGGCACGUCGUCGUGGUGCUCGAGCGUGGUUCGCGACCCGUGGGACCCGACGCUGCACCACCUCUUCGCGUCCGAGUUCUCGCACGGCUGCGGGCUCGACUACUGGGCGCCCUACAGCCGCGUCGUGCGCGCCGAGUCGCGCUCCGGCCCCGCGGGGCCGUACGAGUUCGCGGGCGAGGUGCGCGGCACGUUUGCGCACAACCCGACGGUCGUGUAUAGCCCUGCGGAGCGCGAGUGGCUGCUCUACUACAUUGGGUGUCCGACGGAUGUGGUCGAGGAUAAGUGCACCGCCAAGAAGUUCACUUGCGGGCCGGGGAAUUCGAAUAAUGGCGAGAGCGGCAUCUCGGUGCUGAGCAGUCGGGACCUGCGGCACUGGACGCCGCGUGGCCAGGUCAUGAAGGGGACUGAUGAUGACGCUUGGGACGCCGACGUGACGAACCCGUCUGCGUUCCCGCUGCGGCAAUGCCGCGGGCCUCGCAGCGGCGCCAGUCAUUCCUCCGCCAUGCUGCUCGCCUACCGCGGGUGCAUCUACAACUGCACAGCCGACGAGCUCAUCAACAUCGCCGUCUCCACCAAGGGUUUCGAGGGCCCCUACCGCAAGGUGCAGCAGCAGCCUCUCUUCAGCAACCCCAACGAAGACCCCUUUAUCUGGCAGGACCGUCGCGGUAAUUGGCACAUGCUGCUGCACUCGCUCGAGCCCGAGGGUGGGUUCGGCGACGGGCCCAAGGUCGGACGGCACGCGUGGGCGGAGCACUACGAGGGGCCUUGGACGUUUGGCAGCAAGACGCUCGCGUUCAGCACCGAGAUCCAGUACGACGACGGGACGAAGAUCGACUUUUACCGCAGGGAACGGCCGCAGCUGCACUUCGCAAAGGAUGGCUUCACGCCGCUCGUCAUGACGACCGGUGUUCAGCCCAAGGGCAGCCCGAUGAGCUACACUGUCAUUGUACCGAUCGGCGACGCAGGAGAACGGGCUCAGCAUGGAAUAUACUAG